GGCGCUGAGUAUGCGAUUCAUAGGUGGGUGGCCUUCGUCUGGUUUUUCUCUUUUAUAUCGUCUGUCUGCCGUUUACCGGUAAACGGAAGAAGAUGGGUGCUCGAGUGUCACGGACUGAUUUUGAAUGGGUUUAUACAGACGAACCUCAUGCAACUAGAAGGAAAGAAAUCUUAAAAAAAUACCCUGAAAUCAAGAAUCUAAUGGGUUACGAUACAAGAUUCAAAUUUAUAGUCCUCGGAAUGGUUUUAACUCAGUUUUUCAUGUUUUGGUUACUAAAGAAUGCUUCAACCGUAACGAUUUUUAUAUUAGCUUAUUGUUUUGGCGGUGUCAUCAAUCACUCGCUUAUGUUGGCUAUUCACGAAAUUGCUCAUAAUCUAGCUUUUGGUCAUUCACGCCCUAUGUUAAACAGAAUAUUUGGAAUCUUCAGUAAUUUGCCCAUUGGUGUGCCAAUGUCCAUUGCAUUUAAAAAAUACCAUCUGGAGCAUCAUCGUUAUCAGGGAGAUGACAUAUUGGACACAGAUAUUCCUUCAAGAUUAGAAGCAAAAUUAUUUUGUAAUACAUUCACAAAAUUCUUCUGGGUCAUCCUACAACCAUUCUUUUAUGCAUUUAGACCUUUCUUUGUUUCUCCAAAACCUCUCACCCUAUUGGAAGUUAUAAAUACAAUCAUUCAGAUUGCAUUUGAUGUUGUAAUUUAUUAUCUUUGUGGGCCAAAAAUAUUAUUUAUCUAUAUGAUUGGUGGAUCUCUGAUGGCAAUGGGAUUGCAUCCCGUAGCAGGGCACUUCAUUUCUGAGCACUACAUGUUUAAGAAAGGAUACGAAACUUAUUCAUAUUAUGGACCACUGAAUUUUAUAACAUUCAAUGUGGGAUAUCAUAUGGAACAUCAUGAUUUUCCAAGUGUGCCAGGUUCUCGUCUUCCAGAGGUUAAACGGAUUGCUGCCGAAUACUACGACGACCUGCCCCAGCACAAUUCCUGGGUUAAAGUACUGUAUGAUUUUAUCACUGAUCCUGACAUAGGUCCAUAUGCACGAAUAAAAAGAAAGCACAAAGGAUUAGACCACUGAUGCUUUAUUCCAUGUGUAAUCUUGAAACUAUUCAGAUGUUGGUGCAAUGUAUAAUUGCCUCCAAUUUUGACUAUUAAUAAUACUUUGUGCUCCUUUCUUUUUCACCCAACAUGCCAAAUUAUUUCAAACUUUCAUUUUGGCAUAAAUCAUACUCGUUCAUAACACUGAGUGGGUUUAUACAAAGUUUUAUUUUUGAUACAAUUUGGAGAAACCAAAAUUGCAACUAAAAUAUAAUACAUUUGAAGCAUAAUUUUCCAAAAUUAUUGGGCAUUGACCCUAAAUAUAUUGCUCAAGAAAAAAACAAUGUGUAUCAAAAUUACCAUUAUAUCAGUAUUUCCAAUGAAAUUAAUCAAAUACAGGAUAAGAAAGCAAUCAAGUUUUGAUACUAGUUGAUGCCAAUUUCUUAUGUGAUAUUAAAUUCUCUCUUAGUGCAGUGUGAGAAUGACUAACGAAAAGGAGCUCAGAUAAUUAACUAACAGUCAAAAUGAAAUUUGAUCCAUUAUGUAUGAAAGUAUUUAUUUCCAAAAAAUUAUAAAUAAAACUCUUUCCUCCUAAAUUGAUACUAAAAUUUAAAAAUUUUCUCUCUCAAUACCUGAAAUGAUUUCAUUAUUUUGAAAAGCUAAUAUGAAGACAUAUCACUAAUUUUCAAAGUAUUUUCUUUACUAAUAAUUUUGUAUGAUUUCAGUUCAGUAUACAUAAAAAUGAACUUUUAACUCAUUUUCCUAUACAUAUUUUACAUUAACAAAUGAAAUGUUUCUUGUUUUUGUGGUAUUUAUUUUUCUACACACAUCCUAGUAUAUUGUUUCUGACAAGAAAGAAAGAAUUAGAUAUAUGCCAGUUUUUCAUGUUAGAAAAAAAAAACAUCAUCUGUUAGAUUAUGUAAAACUCUUGUAAAGAAUUUAAUGAAAACCUUUGAUCUGUGUCAAAAAAGAUCAGACCAACUGGGUGCAUAUCUUAAUUACUUCAAAGUAACCUUAACGAUUAACUAAUUAUUAUUAUUAAGGAUUGGUAAUUUCUACUAUUUGAAUGUUUAAAAAUGAAUUUUUCAUGAACAUGAUUUGAAUUUCUUUAUCACAUUUGUGAUGUCGAAGAAAUUUUAAUAAGACUUGCAAUUUAAAUUUCUUGUAUUUUCACUUUCUUCAAAAGAUUUCAAUGAUGGUGGUAACUAUUAUUAUUUUUUUCCUGUAUGUUUUCCUUGUAUUUUUGUCCUAUUUGAGGGUAAAAAUAAAAGACAAUUCAGUCUGUAAGUACUAUCACAUACAUGAUCUGCUACUUAAAAGCAUAUCAUUGUUAAAUAUGCUUUUAAUUUCCUAAUGAAGUUACUGUUAAAUUUACAUUAUUGUUAAAACAGAAUACAUUAUGGAAGUUUUUUAAUUGAUGAAACAUAAAUUAAAAUAAAAACCAAUUCAUCCUUUUAUUUAAAAAAUAAACUUUAAUCUAUAUUUACUUGCUUUGCCUUUCUAAAUAUUAAGUAAAAAAUUUUAUAUUGCUUUUAAAAACUUUAUUAACUUUGAAAGUAAGAGUUGAUUUUUAAUAUUACAUCUCAUCUGACAAUACCAAAAAUAUUUCAUUUAUUAUUUAUUUUUAGUGUUUCUUUACUUUGAUUCUAUUGGAAUAUCUUUUUGAAUGAUUCUUUCAUCUCAGAUCCGUGAACUCUCAUGUUCCUGUUUUUGAGCAAGGUAAAUUUUUAAUUUCCUUUUUAAUUAUGUUGUUUUUUAAUGUAUAAUUGUUUUAUCUAGAUUCAUUUGUUUUUCUUAUUUGCAAAAUUUAGACAAAUGUUAGCAUUACUAUAAUAUAUUUACCAAAACAAAACUUUAAGUCAAUUUCAGUUGUUACAAAAUUGUAGACUGAUAUAUUUGUCAUUUCUCUAAUAAUGAGAGAACAUCACUUUCAUUUCUUUGAAAACAGAUUUAUUUCAAUAUAAAUAUUCUUAUAGAGACAUGAAAUAACUUUAAAAUACAUUAUAAAAUUUCAAGCAUGAUUUUAGUGUUGAUCGGAUUUGAGUGAAUGUUCAAUUGGUGUGCUAAUAUUGCAAUAAAUCUGAUUUCUUCUUUAAAUGUACAUAAUUUAAUUCAAUAAUGAAAUUACAAAUUGAUAUAUUUCUAAGUUAUAUAGUUCAAAUGGCAAAUUUCUCUAAAGGUUACAUGAAAUAAUUUUUUACAGAAUAUUGAAAUGUUUUGUUUCAUACUGUUGUUAGCCUUGUUAACUUUUAUACAAUAUAAAUUAUCAUGCUUCAAUUUCCUAUCUUAGUCUGAAUAUGUGAAGCAUAAUUUCUUUUUCCAAAAAAAAAAAAAAAUCUAAGCUAGAUGGAUUUGUAAAGCAAAUGCAUUGUCUAUUAUCUGUAGUAGUCAAAGCAAUAAUUGUCAGUUAAAUUUUGUCAUUGUCUCGGAAAAUAAGUAAACUUCUUUUUACAGACUGCAGCAGUAAAUUGAAGUGAUUAUUGAAAGUGGGUGUACCCACAAAUUCUGAAUUGCUUUAAUUAUGAACUUUAGAAGCUGCAAUUAUUUGUAACCGAACAAAUAAUAAUAUUAAUUAUUGAAGUCUACCGGUAAUUUGAAUUGUGCAAAUGUGGUUCUUUGCAAAAAGUGUAAACUGGCAGGCCAUGAUGUACUUUUAACUUUAGUUUGUCAUGUGUAAUCUUAGCAUUAAGUUCACAAUCAUUAUCUGUUGUCCAAUUUGGUUGGAGAAAAUAAAAUUUUUUUGUAAAUGUG
Molecule: messenger RNA, 3772 nt
Organism: Centruroides sculpturatus (bark scorpion)
Lineage: Eukaryota; Metazoa; Arthropoda; Arachnida; Scorpiones; Buthidae
Gene: ifc
Product: sphingolipid delta(4)-desaturase DES1-like
Exons: 5
Coding region: 93-1061 (322 amino acids)
Biological process (GO): ceramide biosynthetic process
Cellular component (GO): membrane
Molecular function (GO): sphingolipid delta-4 desaturase activity
Source: RefSeq, a predicted model, not a curated record